AUGGCUUCUCUCUUUAUACUUCGCCCUUUACGGGUUUCGCUGCCUCGAUCUGGCUCGCAGCAGCUUCGUCAGCCAGCUGCCAAAGCCGCGGGGGUGCGCCGGUCUUUUUCCAGCUAUCUUGUGACUCCCCAAGAACUUGCCGAAGCCCUCAAGAAGGCCCCUCCUUCGCCCAUCUCGUCCGAGCCCCGCGUUAUUCCUCUGUGUGCCUCGUGGUUUCUGCCAAACGACCCGGAAGGCCGGACAGGUAUCGACGUCUUUCGAGAGAAGCGAAUUCCAAAAGCCCGGUUCUUUGAUCUGGACAAGGUGAUCGACAAGCACAGCGAAUACCCACACAUGCUCCCAACCCCAAAAGGCUUCGCUGCGGCCAUGAGCGAGCUGGGCAUCCGGCACGAGGACACAGUGGUUGUAUACGAUAGCAAGGAGCUGGGAAUCUUCAGUGCGCCCCGAGUCGGCUGGACAUUGAAGACGUUUGGCCACCCACGGGUGCAUAUUUUGAACAACUUCAGGUUAUGGGUAGAACAGGGUCUGCCAACUGAGUCGGGGAAUGUAUGGACUGUCGAGUGCGGCACGUACCCCAUCCCCGAAAUGGACGAAGCGAAAGUGGCACACUUUGAGGAUGUGCGUGAGGUAGCUCUUGAUUACAACAAGGAGGGCGCUGAGGGCGUCCAAAUUCUGGAUGCGAGAUCAUAUGGCCGUUGGUCCGGCAAGGACCCUGAGCCAAGACCGGGGCUUUCUUCGGGACACAUGCCCGGCUCCAUCAACAUUCCCUUUGACGCUGUCUUGGAUCCCCAGACCAAGGCCUUCCUUCCUGUAGACAAGCUGAAGCAGGUUUUCAAGGAAAAGGGCGUUGACCCGGCAAAACCCAUCAUCUCCAGUUGUGGCACGGGAGUGACAGCAUGUGUGCUCGAGACGGCGCUCAACGAGGCCCAGUAUGGCUCUCCAGAGACAAGGAAGGUCUACGACGGGAGCUGGACGGAAUGGGCCCAGAGAGUGAAGCCCUCGGAUUCGCUGAUUCGCACCGUGGAGCAACACAGCGAGUGA
Podospora anserina S mat+ is the source of this 1041-nucleotide messenger RNA. RefSeq lists its product as uncharacterized. Gene Ontology annotation, cellular component: mitochondrion. The record is from RefSeq and is a predicted model, not a curated record. The coding region runs from base 1 to 1041 and encodes 346 amino acids. Lineage: Eukaryota; Fungi; Ascomycota; Sordariomycetes; Sordariales; Podosporaceae. Gene Ontology annotation, biological process: transsulfuration. Gene Ontology annotation, molecular function: thiosulfate-cyanide sulfurtransferase activity. The transcript has 2 exons.